CUGGACCAGCAACCGGAACUCCUUGGACGAAUUAUGUGAAAUGACGCUUUUGCUGGUAACAUUUCACAUUGCUUACUGCUCAACGUUUCAGUUGUCGACGCGAGUUACACUAGCUAGUUGGUUGUCUCGAUUUAAGUAUUGUCGGUGAUACUUGCAAACGAGCAUGCUGAGAAGAUAUUACUAGACAGGCAUUUUCUUCAUUUUAAAAGUCGAUAUUAAAUUAUUUAAGAACAAAACAUUUGACAGGUCACGCCAAUACAGCCAAGGAGUUACAACUGGUCCGUGCGAAUACAUUGGGCUUCAUCACACACUCAUACAACACCCAGUAACGUUAUACAUUUAGAAAUGCUUCUGCGUAGAGUAAGCCAGAGCACGGCUCUGUGUGGUACUGCUCUCCGUCUUUCCCCCGCAAUCUCUGGGGGUCAACGCCAGGUUGGAGCCAUUGUAGCUGUUCAUAAUGCUCGUUUCUACGCCAGUCAGGCCGCCGAAGCGGUACUGGAGAAGCCGGCGGUUGCCAGUGGCACUGCUACCAAGGCUGCCUCUGAAAAGAAGCCACUCAGUUUGGAAUCCAAGUCAUUUGCUGUGAACAUGUUCAAAGGACAGGUCAACACAGCUCAGGUGUUCCCCUUCCCUUCAGUGAUGAACGAGGAGCAGACUGAGUUCCUCAGAGAGCUGGUUGGGCCCGUCUCAAAGUUCUUUGACGAGGUGAACGACCCAGCGAAGAAUGACGCUCUGGAGAAGGUGGAGGACAGCACCAUGGAGGGGCUGAAGGAGAUGGGGGCCUUUGGCCUGCAGGUGCCGGCUGACCUGGGGGGCUUGGGCCUCACUAACACGCAGUAUGCCAGGUUAGUGGAGAUCGUGGGGAUGCAUGACCUGGGCGUCGGCAUCACUCUGGGUGCCCACCAGUCCAUUGGCUUCAAGGGCAUCCUGCUGUUUGGGAACCCGGCCCAGAAGGAGAAGUACCUGCCCAAGCUGGCCUCCGGAGAGACGCUUGCAGCCUUCUGUCUGACAGAGCCUGCCAGUGGCUCCGACGCCGCCUCCAUCAAGACUGUAGCGGAGCGCUCUCCCUGUGGCCAGUACUUCACCCUCAACGGGGGCAAGAUCUGGAUCAGUAAUGGAGGCCUGGCAGAGAUCUUUACUGUGUUUGCGAAGACGCCAAUGAAGGACGAGAAGACUGGAGAGAUGAAGGACAAGAUCACGGCCUUCAUCGUGGAGAGGAGCUUUGGUGGAGUCACACAUGGCCCCCCGGAGAAGAAAAUGGGCAUCAAGGCCUCCAACACUGCGGAGGUGUACUUCGACAACGUGCGGGUGCCCCUGGACUGCGUGCUGGGCGAGGUGGGCGGGGGGUUCAAGGUGGCCAUGAACAUCCUGAACAACGGGCGUUUCGGCAUGGCGGCCGCGCUCUCCGGCACCAUGAGGGGGGUCAUCGCCAAGGCUGUGGACCACGCUGCCAAUAGGACUCAGUUCGGCAACAAGAUCCACAACUACGGGGCGAUCCAGGAGAAGAUGGCCCGCAUGGCCAUGCUCCACUACGUCACCGAGUCUAUGGCCUACACGGUGAGUGGAAACAUGGAUAGUGGAGCCUCAGAGUUUCAGAUAGAGGCUGCCAUCAGCAAGAUCUUUGCCUCCGAAGCAGCCUGGACGGUGACAGAUGAGUGCAUUCAGAUCAUGGGAGGAAUGGGCUUCAUGAAGGACGCAGGAGUGGAGAGGGUCAUGAGGGAUCUGAGAAUAUUCCGGAUAUUCGAGGGGACCAAUGACAUUCUGCGACUGUUUGUUGCCCUGAAUGGCUUCCAGAAUGCCGGGAAUCAAUUGAAGAGUCUACAGAAAGCCCUGAAGAACCCACUGGGCAAUGCUGGCCUGCUGGCAGGAGAGAUCAGCAAGAGAGCCAGAAGGAGUGCAGGUCUUGGGACCGGGCUGACUCUGCAAGGGUCUGUCCAUCCAGAGCUGUCGGAGUCUGGAGAGCUGGCAGUGAAAGCCAUUGAGCAGUUUGGAGCUGUUAUCGAGGAUAUGCUGAUUAAACAUGGCAAGAGAAUCAUUGAUGAGCAGUUUGUGUUGAAGAGGGUGGCUGACUGUGCCAUUGACCUUUACGCCAUGGUGGUGGUCCUCUCCAGGGCCUCACGCUCCCUGACUCAGGGGCUCCCCUCUGCCCAGCAUGAGAAGAUGCUUUGUGAGACCUGGUGUUUGGAGGCCCAUCAGCGGAUCAUGCAGGACAUCAAGGUCCUGAGGGCCAGCAACUCCAAGAGCAUGUUCAAGAACCUGAGGGCCAUCUCAACGGCAGUGGUGGAGAACGGGGGCAUUGUGUCUCCACACCCUCUGGGCUUCUGAGGUCACUAGCACCGCUACGUUGCUGCCCCUCCCCUCUCAGACAGAAAGCUUGUCUACCACAGCGUAUCACCAACGACAUCACCUCGCGCUCGCUGUCCAGUCAAGUAAAAACAAAGCUUUCAUGCACUGUUGCAUGACCAUUCACUAAUUAAAAGGAAAGGUAAAUAACGGCUCAGCCCAUAAAUACAAUAUUAAGUGGCUAUCCCAUGGGGUUUUGGCUUUGGUUGAGAACAUUUUACAUUAAGGGUUUUAAUUGGGGCUCAAAACAAUAGUAGCAGACAUUUUGAUCAGUUGAGAAGGUCUAAGGUCUAGACUAGAGAGUUCGAUAGAGCUCUCUUUGACCAUUACUCUUACUAAAUCACUUCAUAAAUCACUACAUUACAUUACAUUACAUUAUUGGCAUUUGGCAGACGCUACAUGCAUAUUGGAUCCUAAUGACUGACAUUGUCGUGUCCAGGCCAGUGAGGCUAAAGUUAAUUUAAUUCAAUAUUUGACCCGUUUUUCUGUACAAAGGAGUGGACCGCAGUUCCUGGUUUUCUGUAUCCAAGGUUGUUUUUGAAAAUUAUUCUCAUGCCCUUGUUUAUAUGUCAUUCCUGUGUUGCAUUGCAUUUAACACACUCCGACAAGGACACAGGGCACCCGAUCAAAUUUUAGUUUUUUAAAAGGUUUGUAUCUUUGCCUUAUACAAUGAUCUGCGUAACUGGUAUAUGCAGAUGGGAGGAACUGGGCUCAUGAUUUACUGGAGAGGGGACUGCCUGUCAGUUGCAUGGAUGUGACUGUAUUGUAAACGGCAUGUAUUGCUCUGUUGGAAUGACAUUCUAACAUUUUAACAUCAUUAUCAUUGCUAGAUAACACAGGGAAUUGCUGCCUCAAAACUGUUUCGUCAGGCAGUUGCCUUAAAUUAUUGCUUUACAUUAUUGCCGAAACAAAAAAAACAGCAAAGCAGUCUAAGCGUAAAGAUAGGAACAUCAUACUGUCACAUUUUAUCUAGCUGUAAAAUAUCUUUUCAUUGUCUAAUAAAAUAUUGUUUCAUUUACACUUACGGUUUUGUGUCUGGUGCCCAAAAACAAGAGCUUCCCACAACAUGUCUCCAUGAUUUUGAUGUAGGCUUGUCUUUCUGUAUUUUGGAGGUUAUUUAUCAAUGUUAUUGUGUACGACUAGAGGCGGCAGACACAAACCCUACAAUUUACCUUUGGCCAGUACCUGCCUUUAAUUACUGCAGCUAUAGUAUUUUCUACGGUAAUGUAUAAGGGCUUUGAAAGAGGAGAUGUCAGACUAGUAAAUUAAGCAGAUGGUCUGCUAAUCAGUUUCCACCAAUUCCUCCGGUGUAUUAUUGUACAAUGAUGAAUUGUUGAACUGUAAUAUAAAUGUGAUGAAUAAAGCUCCAACUCUUGGCUAAUGCAAA
Conger conger (European conger) is the source of this 3730-nucleotide messenger RNA. It is a transcript of the gene acadvl, whose product is annotated as acyl-CoA dehydrogenase very long chain. The transcript is spliced from 20 exons. NCBI's taxonomy places the organism in Eukaryota, Metazoa, Chordata, Actinopteri, Anguilliformes, Congridae. Bases 346 to 2325 code for a protein of 659 amino acids. The record is from RefSeq and is a predicted model, not a curated record. Gene Ontology annotation, molecular function: fatty-acyl-CoA binding; very-long-chain fatty acyl-CoA dehydrogenase activity; flavin adenine dinucleotide binding.